AUGCCGGCGCUCUUCCGCUCGCUCCUCCAUGGCCACCUGCCCUUCACCCACCACUCGUUUGGUGUCCCUUCGGCAGUUCAAGAGAGCAGAGCGCUGCUGCUCUACUUCCUGAACACAUUCCUGGGGGCGGGCGUGAUGAGUGCCUUCGGCAAGCUCGCCUCCGCCGCCGGCGCCCACUUCUUGUUGCUGGUGGCAGCCCGGUCUGCGGUCCUCUGCCUGCUGCUCAUCCCCGUGCUGUGGCAUCACCGCGUCAAUCCCUUCUCAAUCACUGCGACGUUCCCAUUGCUCCUCCUCCGCGGACUGUUUGGCUUCAGCAGCCUUUCGCUCUGGUACCUAAGUCUAGCCCUUCUGCCGCUGUCGGACGCUAAUGCACUGAGCUUUGUGUCCCCUGUGCUGGUGGCUGUCCUCGCGCCGCUCGUGCUGGGCGAGCCCACGCCCCGAGCCGUCUACGUGUCGCUGCCGCUGUGCCUGGCAGGCAUGCUGCUGGUGGCGCAGCCCUCGUGGCUCUUUGGCAGCAUGGCUGGGCCGACCAGCACCCUCGGCGUGGCCGUGUUCUCUGCUGCCUCCAGGCUGGUCAUCCGAGCGCUGAACCGCCACAAUGAGCCGCUCGAGAGCAUCAUGUUUUCCAUGGGGGCCUGCAGCUUGUUGGGCGCCGCGCUCGGCUGCCUGGUGCUGCCGGGCGUGCAGCUGGAGGCGCCCCGGCACGCCGCCGCCUGGGGCUACCUGGCCGCCACCUCCCUGCUCGCCUUUGUGGCCAUGUUCACGGCGGCGUGCCGCAAGUGCAAUGCGGCCAAGGCGGCCUCCCUGGACUACCUCUCGCUGAUAUGGACGCUGAUGGCCGACGGCCUGGUCUUCCACAAGCUUCCCAGCAGCCUCUCCCUGGCCGGCGCCGCAAUAAUCACGGCUGCCAGCCUGGGAGCCAUCCUUUGGGGCCUGAGGGCAGGCCAGCCUGGGGCUGGGCAGGACACAAGCGGCGCAGCUGCCAAGCCCACGCCGCUGGAAUACAAGCAGGAGCAUUACCUGGGAGCUGCUGCGGGCGGCAAGCACUCGGCCAGGGCCCUGGCCGCCGCCUACAGCGACAGCACCUGCGAGGGCGAGGCGCUGCCGCUCAUCAUGACAGCGGAGGCACAAACACAGAUGGAGGCGGCUGAGGCGGGCACCGAGAAGCAGGGGCCUGCCGUGCAGGCGGCAGCGCUGUCUCGCAUCAUGCUGAAGACCGGGGCAGAUGCGACUGGCAUGGCUGGCAGGGCGGUGCCCGCCAAGCUCCCCCUGACGGGCUGGCUGACCGAUAGCAGCAAGAGCUGGCAGCUGGGCACAGAGGUAGAAGGCGAAGCUGCGGCAGCAGGAGGGGUCCCUUAUGCUGGCUCUGGAGGCAUUGUCCUGGAGGCAGUGGGCGCCCCACAGGAGGCUCUCGGCGCCCCAGAAGAUGCACUCGGCGUCGAGCUGCAGGCGGUGGCGGCAGCGCCCGCUGCCACUCGCACCAGCAGCGAGAAGGAGCGGGCACUGCAGGCCGCUGGCAAGUGA
Molecule: messenger RNA, 1524 nt
Organism: Chlorella variabilis
Lineage: Eukaryota; Viridiplantae; Chlorophyta; Trebouxiophyceae; Chlorellales; Chlorellaceae
Exons: 5
Coding region: 1-1524 (507 amino acids)
Cellular component (GO): membrane
Source: RefSeq, a predicted model, not a curated record